Molecule: messenger RNA, 3431 nt
Organism: Xiphophorus hellerii (green swordtail)
Lineage: Eukaryota; Metazoa; Chordata; Actinopteri; Cyprinodontiformes; Poeciliidae
Product: UDP-glucuronosyltransferase 2A1-like
Exons: 8
Coding region: 844-2451 (535 amino acids)
Molecular function (GO): glucuronosyltransferase activity
Source: RefSeq, a predicted model, not a curated record
CAAUAAAGUUGAAUUCUAUACUAUUCUAUUAUGCCAAGCGGGGUCUGAUAUACCCCCACCGUUACACACGAGGGUUAAGCCUACUGUGCUCUAUCUCAGAGAGGUGAGUUUCCUGGAGGAAUACUACUGUCAUGGUUUUAGCAAUGUUCCGGACCCACAUGCAGGGAUGCAUUCAGGAAACCAAAUAGUUCAAAGGAUUUAUUUACAGGAAAAAAUGUUAAAUGUGUGAUGAAGGUCCGCUGAUGGCCAGGCUGCUGAGGACCGACACGAUCGGCGCUCUCGAUACACAGAUCAGGAAGUUGAGUAUAAAGAGCAAACUGGGACUAGGACUUGUGAAUUGAGCUUACUAGUGCCGGGGAAUUUCCGCCAGGGAGAGGUGAUGGGGAUCGAGGAGUCCUGGCAGUGAUCUGAUUCGACAGGCACUACUCACAACUUGACGACCGCUCCAAGAUGGCCGCCCAAGCAGCCAAUGAGGGGCCUGCUCUUUAUUAAAUCUAUCCUACACCCUGCUAAUGGUAGGCGGAGCUUCAUAAACUAUGCCCUCCGCUUCCCAGGCUUUCCUCCCAGGGAGUCUUAAGCAGACUGAACACCUGGUUUUCUUCAGAUUCAGAAUCGCUGACGCCCUCAGAGCUGCAGCAGGAUCACUUUUCAGGGAACCAGGUUUAAUUCUUUUCUCCUGACAACUCUUCAUCUGUGUUUACAGCUUUAGAGGUGAUGAUGAUGAUGCUCUGAGCUGCUGUCCAAUCAGAGAAUAGCUCUCAGUAACCUUUGCUCCGGUUGGACUCUGGAUCUUCAGCUGCAGGCAAACACAGGGUCCUCGUUCUCCUGGCGGUGUGAUCCACAAUGAAGUUCCCUUCUCCUCUUCCUCUACUUCCUUCCAUCUUGCUGCUCGGAGUCUUCUUCCCUGCAGCGGAUAGUGGACACUUUCUGGCCUUCCCAGGUGAGCACAGCCACUGGCUGAACAUGCGAACCAUCAUAGAGGAGCUUGUGAGGAGAAACCACAAGGUGACCGUCCUGGUGCCGGACGCUUCGCCGUCAGUCAACUAUAACAGCAGUCGAGAUGCUGCCAAGUUCAACUUCUUGGUCUUCAAGGUUCCAUUCAGUAGAUCAGAUAUGAACAACAUUAUGCAGGAUUUUAUUCAGUUCUCCAUGUAUAAGGCCCAUAACUCCUCCCUGCUGGAUCGCUUUCUGGUGCCACUGACAAUCAUGGGGAAGUUCUCCCAAAUUGGGAAGCAGCAAUGUGACGCCAUGCUGAAAAACCAGCAGUUGAUGGCAACCUUGCGUGACGCCGCCUUUGAUGUGGUCAUCUUGGACCCCAUGGUGGUGUGUGGCGAUCUGGUGGCCGAUGUGCUCGGUGUGCCUCUGGUCCUUUCGCUGCGGUUCUCAUUCGGCAGCACCUUGGAGCGUCAUUGCGGCCAAGCACCGAUGCCAGCAUCCUUCAUCCCCGCGUCUCCACUGCCGUACAGCGACCACAUGACUUUCGGGGAACGGCUGGUCAACAUGCUGACCUACACAGGGAUGUCUGUGUUGAGCGAAUUGACCUGGAAAAUGACACUUGAUUCUUUCUACACUGAGAUCAAAGGAAGUCCUAGCAGCUUCUGUAGCUCCCUGGGCAGGGCUGAUGUCUGGCUGAUCAGGACCUUCUGGGACAUCGAGACGCCACGGCCAAUACCUCCAAACUUUUUCUAUGUGGGCGGUCUUCACUGUAGACCAGCCAAUCAGCUGCCAGAGGACCUGGAAGCCUUCAUGCAGAGCUCCGGAGAUGCUGGCGUAGUGCUUGUCACCUUUGGCUCCAUGGUAACCAAUCUGUCACCAGACAGAGCAAAUGUCAUUGCCUCUGCUUUGGGACGAUUACCACAGAAGGUAAUUUGGCGUUAUCGUGGCAAAACCCCGGCAACUCUGUCACCAAAUACGAAGCUUUUUGAUUGGAUCCCUCAGAAUGACUUGCUUGGACAUCAACUGACCCGUGCCUUUGUGACGCACGGCGGGACCAACGGUUUAUACGAGGCAUUGUUUCAUGGCGUUCCAGUGGUCGGCAUCCCACUGUUUGGUGAUCAGCCAGACAAUCUAGCCCGUCUGAGCCGCCGCGGUGCCGCUGUCGUCCUCCACUUCAACCACAUGACAGUGGAUGAGCUGGAGCAGGCGCUGCAUGCUGUCAUCAAUGAACCCAGCUUCAGGUCCAACAUGCAGCAGCUGUCUUCGCUGCAGCAACAGCAACCGGUGGCACCACUGAGCACCGCCGCCUUCUGGUUGGAGUUUGUGAUGCGGCAUGGAGGAGCUAAACACCUGAGGCUGGCGUCACAUGACCUGUACUGGUUCCAGUACUACAGCUUGGACACAGGAGUGACUAUGCUGCUCAUCAUAGCUGCUGGCGCCGCCCUCUGCUGGGCGGGGCUUCGCUGCGUCCUGCGCCACUGCAGAGGGCGAGCACAAAGACAGAAGAACGACUGAUCAGCUGUUUUGAACAUUAUUGUUUUAUCUGGAUCUGUUUGGUCCAAGCAGAACAGCAGAUGCAGUUUUCAGGGUUCACAUUUCACAUUUCACAUUUUCUUCACAUUUUCCCUGACUGGCUCCUAAGGAGACUGAGGUUCCUCCUGGAUCAUGGAGAUGCUGUUUCGCUACAACACAUUUUGAUCAGACCCAAACUCUGAACAGGCUGUUGGAUUAUGUAUCUUUAUUAAUAUUUCAACCAGCAAUGUAACAAAACAUAACAUGACAAAAACACAUUAUGGGAUGGGACUGAGAGGAAUGGGGGAAAUUAUUUACACUGAUGUACCACAGCCCAAAAGCUCCACAGUUUUAAUCACAUUCUGAAAGAAUAAUGCAUGUGUAGCAUCUGUUCAAUGUAAUAUCAGCAAUGUCUCAGAGACAUGCAACAAUAAGGCUGCAUUAUGUAUUUUUAUAUGCAUGACACAGGUACUGUAUACACAGCCAUCACUACACAAUCACAGUACCUGGACACAUCACUAACCUACACACAGAACAUUUGUAAUAUAUUCCUUAAGUGAUAACUAUAAUUCUGGAUUAGAAGUGCUCAGUAUCAAUCUUCUACCACAAUACUUUUCAAUGUUUUGAUAUGGACAGAGCUCCAAAUUUGUUCAUGUUUCCCCAUGAACAAAUUUGUAAACAGAUUUGGGUAUGAAGCUUUUAAGACCUACAUACCCAGGAUGUCUUAAAUUUCUUAUACCUAUUUUUAAAAUGGCAAAACAAAUUACCUCGCAGAUGGUUUUUAACACUGUAAAUUGUGUUGAUUUGGAGAUGAAAAUAUACACACCUUUAGAAGCAGCAGUCCCUGGAGAUUAAAAUAUCUGUCCAACCCAGCUUUGUUUUAAUUUUCAUGUUUGUUUCUUAGAAAGAUGUGUUUCUUGUAACAUUACUAUGUCUAUGUCACAUUCAUCACAUUUUUGAAUGAAUAAAGAUUUUAAAGUGUU